Messenger RNA from Acaulospora colombiana, 558 nucleotides. NCBI's taxonomy places the organism in Eukaryota, Fungi, Glomeromycota, Glomeromycetes, Diversisporales, Acaulosporaceae. The record is from the annotation of a GenBank genome assembly.
UAUCGAAGUGGGCUAUUCUUAUGGGGAUAGGGUACCCAUUCCAUCCACUUCACCUCAAGCAGCGAGAGAUGUACACGCAUUUCUUACAAUAUGGUUUGAGAACUUUGCUAAGUUUAAGGGGAGACCUUUUCAUUUUGCCGGAGAAUCCUAUGGUGGAAGAUAUAUCCCGGUGUUUGCGAGUCAUAUUUGGGACCGCAAUCAAGUCGCAGAAUCAGAGGGUAGGACUCCAAUAAACCUUCAAUCUGUGAUGAUCGGAAAUGGGUGGACUAAUCCUGCAUUGUGCGUACAACCUACCGUCAAGGGUGCGAGUCUCAUAACUUACAGGGUCUUUGGGUCAUAUUAUGAUAUGCUCUGCAAGAACUCGACGGCGGCCGAGUGUGAAAAGAGGAUUAAGACCAGCUGUGGUCGGAACUAUAACGUGUACGAUUGUAGAGCAGCUUUCAAUUACUGUGGAGCAGAGCUGCAAGAUACGUUUGAGCUCACAGAAACGUGUUUGAUAUUUCAAAACCUUGUCUCGAGAGGGAAAAAGGCGGAUUGUGCUAUCCUGAAAUGGGCCAG